Rattus norvegicus (Norway rat) is the source of this 1811-nucleotide messenger RNA. The record is from RefSeq and is a predicted model, not a curated record. Lineage: Eukaryota; Metazoa; Chordata; Mammalia; Rodentia; Muridae.
AAGACAGUCUCUGUUGUAAGGCAAUGCCCUGAGACUUCCAGACCUUUUAAAUAUCUAGUCUUCAUUAACCUUCAUCCAAUGGUUUUAGCUAUUGGUGAUCAUUUUCUAAAUUGUUAAUGCUAGUCCUUGCACUAAAGCCCAGACCAAGCCAGGUAGUGGUGGCAUGCAUGUUUAAUCCCAGCACUAGGGAGGCUGAAUUCUUUAUGCAGGCUAGCCUGGUCUACAGAGCAAGUUCCAGGACAGCCAAGGGGCUACAUAUCGAAACCUUGUCUCCAAAAAACAAAAACAAAAAACAAAACAAAAUAAAAAACCAAAAAAACCAAUCAUCCAACACCCCCUCCCCCCCAAAAAAGAACCCACCCACAAUAAAAUGAUGGCCUAAGCUGUUACUAAAAACCUGCUGAAAGGACUUCACAUGAUACCAGGCUUUGCUGGGCCUGGGCUUCAUCAUAAGCCAUAACUGAAAUCAUCUCCACGCCAGUGAACCCAAAUGGCUCCAGAUUUGUUUGAAAUACUGUUUUUAAUAGUGAAUAAGCCAAGUUUAAUUCAGUCGCUCACCUGAAGCCUAGACCAGUUUGGAGUGAAGGGGGCAGGCAAGGAACACGUGACCUUUGAAUUUCAGGUUAGUUCAAAACAUCCGAACCAGGACCUUUAAGGAAGAUAGUGGGCACACUUUAAAGGCACCUAGAGCUUUUAGUGAAAAGAACGAGAUCCCAAACUUCCUUUCAUUUUCAUUAAACGGCAAGAAUUAUUGUUGAGUUGUUGGGAGUUGCUCUGACUUCCCACAAAAUGAGGCCUCAGGAUCCGAUUCUUUCCGGAUGGGGAAAGCUAGUCUUUUAGAAGUCUUUGAACCUUCCCAUGGAUUCCUUAGUUUUCGGGGUUCAGACCCCAUUGGUUAUUUCUCAGAGGAAGGUCAUCAGCACUGACUUCUAUUCCCAAGAUCCCCACCCCUGGAUUUGGAAAAACAAGGCAGUACAGGGACAAACCUAGUUAGCUUGGAUCAGCUGGACAGGGAGGCCUGGGGCCUGGAUUCGUCUCCCAGGAGCACAGCCUGAGAGUACAGUCUGAGAUUGGGCCCCGUAGUGGGCGGGCCCUGGUAGGCGUGGUCUCGUCAAACAUCGCCCUCACAGCUCCUAAAGCUUCUUGAGCCUGGGGCUGUGGGCCAUCAAAGUUAAGUCUGACCUAGUCUUCAUUGGAAAUUGGUUCCUAACCAGGAAUUAAGAUGGCAACCCUUGUGACCCGUAAAGAUAUCCCCCCGUGGGUGAAAGUUCCUGAAGACCUGAAAGAUCCAGAAGUAUUCCAAGUCCACACGCUGGUGCUAAAAUCUCUGUUUGGCCCACAGGGAUCUCGAAUGCCUCACAUCGAGCAGGUGAGCCGAGCCAUGUUUGAACUGAAGAUUCUGGAAUCUUCCGGACUUACGGAGGUCUUAAUUUAUGGCUCUUGCAACCACAAGCUUCGGGCUAAAUGGAUGCUUCAGUCCAUGGCUGAGAGGUACCGCCUGCGCCAGGAAAGAGGAAUGCUCAAGCUGGAGGAAGCCAUGAAGACCCUGGAACUGGGCCAGUGUUUGGAGUGAAGCCAGUUUCCAGUCAGAAUGACUCCCACCUGCACACACACAGAUUGAGCCGUGGCUGGUGUUUGGUUCUGGCGUGGUUUUUAACUACGUUAUAUCCUUUAUAGUCUAACGAGAUAUUCCUGGAUCCCCGCUGUGACUUCUGAUGAGAAUAUCUCUUUUUCCAAGGCUGUUAUUUUAACGAAUAAAAUUUAAAUGAUUAAAACGCGUGCCAUUAAAAUAUGGAAAGAGCCAUUACCCC